Bipolaris sorokiniana ND90Pr is the source of this 1062-nucleotide messenger RNA. RefSeq lists its product as uncharacterized. Bases 160 to 645 code for a protein of 161 amino acids. The transcript is spliced from 3 exons. The record is from RefSeq and is a predicted model, not a curated record. NCBI's taxonomy places the organism in Eukaryota, Fungi, Ascomycota, Dothideomycetes, Pleosporales, Pleosporaceae.
ACACCCCAACUGCCAGGCACAUUUCUCAGACAUCCACGACAACACACCUGCUCCGCUCCAUUCCACUAUAUAAGCUGCUGACCUCUCCACCGUCUCCGCAGCACCACACUACGCAAACACUCCUUCUUCCCAUUCACACUCUUCACACCGCCCGCCACCAUGGAUCAGAUCAAGAAGCGCAUGGAAGCUCUCCGCGUCGAGGCGGAUGAGAGCAGCGCCCGCGCUGAGGAGCUCAAGACAAGGGUCAAGCAGCUCGAGGCCGAGACGACACAGAAGGAGCAGGAGAUCACCUCGCUGACGCACAAGAACUCUGUGCUCGAGAGCGAGGUUGAGAAGCUUGAGGGGCAAGUCAAGAUCCACAAGGACGAAGCUGGUGCAGGCGCUCAAGCCGGCACUCAAGCCGAGAGCCUCCAGCGCAAGAUUCAAGUUCUCGAGGAAGAAGCUGAGGAGUCGGACAGGACGAUCCGCGAGCUCAAUGAGAAGCUCCGCCAAACCGACGUCAAGUCCGGCCACUACGAACGCAAAGUCCAGGCUCUCGAGCAAUCCCGCGACCAGUGGGAAUCCAAGUAUGAGGAGAUGGCCAAGAAGUAUGCCGACACCAAGAAGGAGCUCGACGACUUUGUCAAGGAGAUCGGUAACAUCUAAGCUGGUUUUUUCUUAUUGUUGCGCCCUUGCGACUGUAUUCAAAUAGGAAACAAGGUGCUUUAGCUUACCGUGGGACCGUCGAGAUAGAGGCAGAUUUCACACACACAUGACAUUCGCGUACAACCCCCCUACACUACUACUAUACAACUGUUUCUUUCCUGCGGCUGCUUGCUGGGCGGGCCUGUUCGCCUUUUGUAAUCCCUGAGCAAAUACAACGUUGGUGGUUCCCGCCGGACAUACGUAAUACCCCCUUUGAAUCACACAGUGCGUUGGCCGCCGUGCAUGAUGAGAUGUGUACUUACUGAUGGGAGGGGGUUCUAUGACCCCCUGGAUAACAUGAGCCGCGGACAUACCGGGACGGAAUUGUGUCAGAUGUUUGUGCUUUGUUGAGCAAACUGAACAAAGUUAUGAAGGGUG